Messenger RNA from Seminavis robusta, 2574 nucleotides. Lineage: Eukaryota; Bacillariophyta; Bacillariophyceae; Naviculales; Naviculaceae. The record is from the annotation of a GenBank genome assembly.
CUCGGACUUCCGGCAAUUGGUGGCAAUUCGCACCCUUCGAGUUGAAGGGUGUUGUGUAAAGGCUUCAACACGUGCAACGACCACGCGACUGCAAACUGCAAAGGACAGGCCUGUUGUUGCAGUACAGUAUUAGCUCCCAGUGAGUGCCACCAUCCAGCAAAUUACGUUAUUGUUACUAGUAGCUAGCCAGUGUGUUGGAUUCAGUUGUUCAGUGGCUGCGGAAGUUGAGCAGUACGAAAGCCCCAAGAACGAGCCGAGCCAUCGCCAACGAAGCCAAGGGCUAUACCAUUAGACUAAUGGAAAAGAAGACAUGAAGGAGAAAAAGACACAGAGUCAAGAUGUCCAACCACAACCAACUGGCACCUUGUAUGAUGCGUUGGGAAAUAGUAGUGAGAAGAAAGGGGAGCACGAGAAGACUGACAUGGAGGUGGUGAUUGGACAUCAGCAUCCACUCUGCCCUGCUCUAAUUGUCUCCUCACUCCUGACACUAAGUGAUAUUAUCCGCGGCAUUGAGCCAGUACCAUCAUUAGCUUCACCAGCAGCGAAUCAAGCGGGAAGCAUCAGACAGGAUGGACCUGGAGCCUAUUCUGUACAUGGACAUAGAUCGACGAUUCAGCGCCCACGGAGCGGUCCAUUGACUGGAAGGAUUCCUGACAUGGAAGGACUGGGAUUGGAAAUGGUGCCUACAUCUCAAGCUAACAGAGAUCAUGACACUGGUCUUAUUCAUGCUGAUCCAAUUGAUGCCUCCGAAAAUGGGAUGAUUCCAACAGCAGAGCCAAUAUCAAAGAGGGCAAAAAGAUUAUGGAAGAAGAAACUGUUCUUGUUCCUUUCCAUGGAAACAAUGGUUGCCCAAGUGCUUGUAUUAAUUAUUCUUGUGGCAUUUCUGUUGGCUCCAAAAACAGGCGAUCAUAAAGAGCUGACAGAGCAGCAAAAUGGGGUGAUUCCUGUCAGUGGAAAUUCCUUUUUGGCUACUACGCCAAAAACUCAACCACCACUAUCGCUAUGGGAAAGACUGAAUCUACCUCAAUACACCCUCUCGGCAAUGGAAAAUCCUAGAUCUCCACAGACCAAGGCAUAUCAAUGGCUAAGCAUUAAUAUCGACAACUCCAACAAUACCGAGCAUCUCGCAGUAUGGAGACUAAGGCAAAAGUUUGCAUUGGCCACAUUUUAUUAUUCAACACGGGGAGACCAUUGGGUGGAAAAUCAAGGCUGGCUGGAUUGGGACACCAAUGAGUGCAACUGGACACAGCAACGAUUGUGGGAUCCACUGAAUCAAGAGGUGAAUUGUGAUGACGAUGGGAAACUCCUUUCAUUGCAAUUUUGGUAUGCCAACAACCUGGACGGUACAAUGCCGCCAGAGAUAUCCCUGCUUUGCAACAGCUUGGAAAUAGUUGCAUUUGCUAGGAACUACCAGCUCAAGGGAAGUAUACCAACAGAGGUUGGGCUGAUGACAAAGCUGGCUUUAAUUCAGUUCUUUUCAGCAACCUCGUCUGGCACACUACCAACUGAACUGGGUCAGCUACAGAGCUUGAAGAAUCUAUUGAUCUCAGGUAGAGAGCUUAUUGGGACUUUACCUACUGAACUUGGGAAUUUAAGCAAUCUGACAGGUCUGGUGUCUGAGGGAGCGAACUUUUCUGGAUCCAUCCCCGCCGAAGUUCUUCGAUUGUCGAACCUGAAGACCUUGAUUUUCUCAGAGUGCCCUCUGUUGGAUACAUCUUCUUUCCUCCCUGGAGUAGUUCGAAACCUGCACAAUUUGGAGAUACUAGGACUAGGCUCUGGAAAAACUGGGGGGUUCACAUCAAUCCCAACUGAAAUUGGCAGGCUGACCAAUCUGCAAACCUUAAAACUCACUGACUUUCGACUCAAUGGCACACUUGUGAGUGAGAUGGGAAUGUUGACAAAGCUAAACUACUUGUACUUGGAAAGGAACUCCAUCACUGGCACAUUACCAGAAGAGUUAUCAAAGAUGUCACAACUGAAAGUACUGCUCAUGAGUUCCAACCAAUUAGAAGGCAGUCCGUUGGAACAAGGCGUCCUCCACCAACUCACUCAGCUACAGGAGUUGCACAUCAAUGACAACCUUUUCUCGGGCUCGAUUGCAACGGAAAUUGGUUCGAUGAAUAGUCUUGAGAAGCUUGAAGUGCAAGAUACCAACCUAUCUGGGACUCUUCCGACCGACCUACUUUUGUUGGACAACUUGACGAGCUUGGUGUUGAGUAACACAUCCUUGACAGGCAGUAUCCCUGAUGGAUUAUGUGGUGCCAUAGUCUCGCCACACGAAAGGAAGUUUUUUGGUGGGAAUUUCUAUUCGGUUCCAACAACCAACCUGUCAGUCUGCUAUGGAACUAGUCUGUGCGGCUGUACUUGUGAGCAUUGCCCCAAAGCAUGACGCAAUGUGGUUUCAUAAUUACUUACCAGCCGGCCAUGAAACAUUGGUAGUGUAUUGCUCUCAGGAUCCCCUUUAUCAGAAGCUAGGUUUGUAAGACCUUGUUGCUAGCUAGCUCCGUAGAGGCAGGCAUUUAUUUAUAGCAUGACAGCACUAGUCUAUCAUCAGGAGGCGGAUGGUCACCAUGG